AAGCGGCAAUCGCCGACUGACUAAGAAAGCUGCGCGAUCGGGCGUUAGACGCGUUCCUCCUCUCUCCCCGACCAUAUCGAACAGCGUGGUACGUCGAACGCAUAUCUGGUUAGUGGCCAUUCAUCAAAGGAUAGGUCAACGUGAUACUCAUCAGCACCACAGGAAGACCUGAGAACUUAGUGACGCUUGCACAGACUCGCGUUGGUCACCUAGAGACCGACUUCAGAGCGUUUAACGUCCAGUCUUAUUCUGACCAAUCAUGAGCACCACAAAUCUCGAAGAAGCGGCUUCAGUAGCCGCUGAAUUCGUAUCCAGUCUUGAUAAUUUACCGCAAGAGGUUCAAUUCCUGCUUGCAGAAAUGAAACAUAAAGAUACAAGGACACAAGAGCUUCAACAAGAAAUUAACAAUGCAAGUUCAAAGUACAUCCGUCACUCCGUGAAGUCUGCAAACGGGACCGCACAACUAUCUAGCAAAGAUACGAAUAUACCUGCCAUUGUCAAGGCAAAUUACGCCGAGAUUGAUCGGCUAGCCGCAGAGAAACAACGACUCUCGGAGCGCAUCGUUCAGCUUAUCACCAGAGCUCGCGCUCGUUUGGAGCACGAUCUGAACAAAGUUCUGAUACUGCAGGGCGACCUUGAACCCACAAUACAAGGUUCAUAUCUUGCUCACGGAACGCGGAACCCUGUCCAUCAGGUGCUCGAUCUGUUGAAGGGCGCCAGCAACAUCGUAUCUAUUUCUGAAGUACCUGCAACGCCCACGCCCACAGGUGCAGCUGCCCAUCCCACCAAGAGACGGAAGCUGGGCAGUACAACAUCAUCUACGGUUUCCAUCAAGUUACCGAGCCCCGCCCCUGUGGCGGCAUCGAGCGCAGCCAGUAGUGCGGCUGCGAGUCAUAGAUCUCGUCUGUCACAACAAGUCGCACGCCAAUCACCUGCGCGUCAACAACGUAGUAGCGGUCGGGUUACUGCUUCUGUUGAGUUAGAAGCAGAUCAAGACGCAGAAGGUGAAGAAGAUCUCGAAGAGAACGCUGAAGAUAAUGGUGAAGUGGAAGACCAGGAGUUGUACUGUUUCUGUCAGAAGCUCUCGUACGGAGAGAUGGUUGCUUGCGACAACCCCAACUGUCGUUACCAAUGGUUCCACUUACCAUGUGUAAACCUCAAACCGCCUCUGCCACACGUCUGGUAUUGCUCCGAAUGUGCAAGUCAAUUUGGCGGCGUUACGACCACGACAGGGACAGCUAGCGGUGGUGCUUCUGGGGGUGGUGGCGGAAGUAGUGGGUCCGGACAACGCAAAGGACGCAAAAAGUAAUCCCAUUGGGUCGCUCUUCCCGCUGUACGUCAGUCCGACGUCCGCUGGAAGGUCUAGGUUCUUUUCGCUCCGUCCUCCGGAAAUAGCGUCGCAAGGGAUGUUCAAAGCUUCACGCUCUGAACUCACAAUUCGACGCGCGUUUCCUUUGAAAGGGUGAAACUGUUUGUAUUAUGACGCUUGUAUUAUAGGAUGUGUUGUAUUCAUGUGGAUUCUCAGGGAAUGGAGAACAUUGUGUUCGGUAUUAUGACGCCGCUGUACUACUACUAGUUUACUAAUUUUACCAUGACAACCACUUUAGCCCGACGU
Molecule: messenger RNA, 1615 nt
Organism: Somion occarium
Lineage: Eukaryota; Fungi; Basidiomycota; Agaricomycetes; Polyporales; Cerrenaceae
Source: the annotation of a GenBank genome assembly